AUGCCGUCCACCACCACGCUUCCCGUCAACAAGUCCCACGCCACGUUCUUCUCGUCCCAGAUCAACCCCAACAGCUCCUCCACCAACUUGUCCCAGCUCGCCAGCCAGCGCUCUACCGUCCACGCACCCAGACCCAACAAGCACAUCAGCCUCUCCAACAACAAUCACUUUCUGUCGUUCCAGCUCCCGAUCACGCCUCCUAUCUCAAAUGCUUCUACUCCCAUCAGAGAAGUGGAGACUCCAGCGUCUGCUUGGGCGUUUCUCCCGCCCAUGGACAUCAAGAUCACCGUUCUCUGCAUCUCAUGGUACCUUGUGUCCAUCAUCUCCAACAACUCCACCAAGAUGAUUCUUUCGCGCUUCCUGUACCCCAUCACUCUCACCCAGUGCCAGUUUCUUCUCAACCUGGCACUUUCAGUGGUGUUACUUGCAGCAGUUUCGGCACGGCCCCACUGCCGCAACUACUUCCCCAAAGGCGUGCUUCCUAACACGCCUUCAGUGUCGCCUAUGGAUGCCAUCACCGCGUUCUUGACCCCCACCACCCUCAUCAUUAGCACCACCGUGCCCAUGGGAUGCUUCCAGUUCGUGGGCCACUUGUCCUCGCACAAGGCCACCCUGCUCAUCCCCGUCUCAUUGGUCCACACCAUCAAGGCGUUGUCGCCGUUAAUCACCGUUCUCAUCUACCGCAUGCUUUUCAAAAUCAAGUACAAAAUCGUAACCUACGUCACUCUCGUGCCGUUGAUCGUGGGCAUCAUGUUGACGUGUUACAAGCCCAAGAAGGCUGCUGCGUCAACCCCCUCCUACUACUUUACGGGACUUGUGUACGCGUUCAUCUCCAUGCUCAUCUUCGUGUCCCAGAACAUCUUUGCCAAAAAGAGACUCACCAUCGAGAAAGACGACAAAGUGCACAUUCUUCCCACCAGUAAGGAUGCCGAGGACUCCACCCGCAACAAAAAGGUGGACAAGUUAACCAUCUUGUUCUACUGCUCGAUGAUCGGGUUCGUGUUCACGCUCCCCAUCUACCUCGUGGCCGAGUUCACGUCUCCCAGCAUUUCAUUUCUCCAAAUCGGACCCACCACCGGCUUUCUCAUCGUGCUCAACGGGGUGUCCCACUUCUUGCAGUCGUUGCUUGCAUUCCAGAUCUUGGGUGCCAUGUCGCCCAUCAACUACUCCAUCGCCAACAUCUUGAAGAGAAUCAUCAUCAUCGUCAUUGCCUUCCUCUGGGAGAACAAGAACUUCACCAACCUCCAGGCCACUGGUCUCUGUUUGACCAUUUUGGGGUUGUACUGCUACGACAGAUGGGGAACAAACCACCACUAA
This is a messenger RNA of Suhomyces tanzawaensis NRRL Y-17324, 1317 nucleotides long. RefSeq names its product Sly41p (gene SLY41). Gene Ontology annotation, cellular component: Golgi apparatus; endoplasmic reticulum. Gene Ontology annotation, biological process: phosphoenolpyruvate transmembrane import into Golgi lumen. Gene Ontology annotation, molecular function: antiporter activity; phosphoenolpyruvate transmembrane transporter activity. Bases 1 to 1317 code for a protein of 438 amino acids. Lineage: Eukaryota; Fungi; Ascomycota; Pichiomycetes; Serinales; Debaryomycetaceae. The transcript has a single exon. The record is from RefSeq and is a predicted model, not a curated record.